Molecule: messenger RNA, 2595 nt
Organism: Tinamus guttatus (white-throated tinamou)
Lineage: Eukaryota; Metazoa; Chordata; Aves; Tinamiformes; Tinamidae
Source: RefSeq, a predicted model, not a curated record
AUGGCACAGCCCCGAGCCUGUCAGGAGCAGCAGGAGGGUUUGCGUGAAGUGACGCUCUCCACGCAGCGGCUGCGAGUGCUGCCUGCAGCCGUCCUGAGCAACCCUGUGCUGGAGAGCCUCGACCUCGACAGGAACAAGCUCAAACAGGUUGCCGGCAUUUCGAAGCUUUGCAACUUGAAGAAGCUGAUACUGUCCAAGAAUGAGAUUUUGGAUUUUCCGGAUGAAAUCCAGAGUCUGGUCUACUUAGAAAAGCUUGAACUGAAUCAGAAUCAAAUUCGUGUCAUUCCAGAGGGGAUUUUCUCCCAACUCUCCAGGCUCAGACACUUGCGGCUGAACAACAACCGCCUCUGUACCCUGCCCCAGGACCUGGCGGCAUGUCAAGGCAGCCUCCAGUAUCUCAACCUGUCCAACAACUUGUUUCGAACCUUCCCCCAGCCUGUCCUGCGCCUGACAAACUUACAAGAGCUCCACGUGCAGAAUAAUGCCCUUCGCCAGCUCCCCAAGGAGCUCUUUCAGGGGCAAUGCCUGAAAAUGUUCAAGGCCAAUGGGAACCCGCUCAGGGAGCCGCCAAGUGAAGUGUGUGCUGGUGGCAUCCAGCAGAUCAAGAAUUACUUCACACAGCUACAAGAGGGUUUGGGGCAGGAGGACAAGAGGGUCAAGACCAUGUUCCUAGGGGCUUCACUAGCGGGAAAAUCCACUAUUUGCAAAAGCUUGAAGCAGGGGCAGACUGACUUGGUGCCCAAGGAAGAGCGAACAGUUGGUAUCGAGAUCAGUGAGUUCCGAAUAGAGGACUUCACUUUUCUCUUCUGGGACUUUGCUGGCCAGCUGGAGUAUUACAUGACCCACCACGUGUUCAUCACCCCGCAGGCACUUGUCAUCCUGGUGAUCAAUCUCCACAUGUACCAAACUAAUGACGAUACCUUCAAGGAUCUUGUGGGUUUCUGGAUCAACAACCUGUCCAUGCGAGUGCCCAACUCGGUGGUGCUCCCCGUGGGGACCCACACUGACUGCUGCCAGGAGGCAGACGUGGAGGAGAAGAGGGGUGACAUCAUGUCCAAGAUUGCGGCCAUGCUGGAGGAGAGGAGGAGCAACCUCUCUCACUUCAUCAACAACCUGGAAGGCAGUGAGGAGUCCGAAUUUUAUGUGGACCAGUGGGAGAGGCUGAAAGAGAUGGAGAACCACACGUUAACAAUUUUAAACUUAAUUCCCGUCAACUGCACCGAUGGCCGUGAUAUCAAAAAGCUCGAAGCUGUUAUUCUGGAGCACGUGAGAAACGAGGAGCUCUUUCCCGAGGUUGUCCGAGUGCUGCCCCCCGUCUACAGGCAAGUGGAAGCCGCGAUUGUGGAUGUGGCGCAGAGCGAGGAGAUGGCAGAUCACGGCAUGAUGGACUUCCAGUACCUCCUCAGCAAACUCUCCCAUCGAGAGCACCUGGCCAACCUGGGCAGAGAACUCCUCCAGGAUAUCUUGCGGUACCUCCACCGCAUUGGGCUUGUCAUAUGGUAUGAGGAAAUCGAGCACCUGGAAAACACUGUCUUUCUCCAGCCUACUUUCCUUAUAACUAUGUUUAAGCUCCUUGUAAGGUACCGCCUAGUCCAGCAGCUUGAGAGCAUCUCUGUGGACACACUCAUAGGGGAGCACUCUACCAUCAGGGACAGGUCCAACUGGGUGUGGACAUUCAAGUCGAAGGCAAUGCUGUGCCACAGGGCAGUGCGUGCUCUGGUCAAGUACCAGCUCUAUCAGGAGGGAAUGCAGGACAUCUUUGAGGAAAUAAUGGGAUGCAAGCCCCAUGGAGGGAGAGGGAAACUGUUUAGUCUCCUGGAGCACUUUGAGAUCUGCCUGGAAGUGAGGAAAGCUGAAGCUCUCAACCCAGAGGCCAGUGAGUUUGUGCCUGGGAAGCCAUGGGAGACAACACAAGGCCGUGGAGAGUCCUGGUACCUGUUCCCAACCUACCUGAACCAGACUGAAGAGGUUUCUGAGGUAUGGGGAGGAGACCACCCUGAGGACCUCCACAUCCGGGCCUAUUUCUCACCUGAAAUACCAGAGGGGUUCUUUCAGAGGUUCCUGGUCAAAGCUUGCUCCUUCUACUCCACACACUGGGUGGCCAGGGUGACCUGCCUGCUCGUAUGCAAUGGCAAACCCUUGUUGGUCAAAGAGAAUAACCAGAGGGCCUACAGCUACCUAGAGCUCCGGUGCAGAAAGCCCACGGAAAGGAGGGAUUUCCGUUUUGCCUGGGACUUCCUCAUGGCCAUCGUGUUCAUCAGCCAGAAGCUUUCGGAGGAGUGGCCAGGGCUGCACGUGUGCGUGAAGACGCCGUGCCGGACUGCUGGGUGUCCUGCAGAGCUUGUGUGGCCAGACGUGGAUGGCAAGAUCGUUGUGACAAAGGAAGAGGUUAAAACCUGCGGAACGUGUGGCCAUCGGUUCCGAGCAGAGCUGCUCCUACCCAGAGUGCCCGAGCAGCCGGAGGCCCUUCCCGCGCAGCCGCCCGCUCGCUACUACGUCACCAGCUACGGGACUACGACCUUCGGGCCCAGCAGCGUCCACGUCACCCGCCAGGGGUUGGAGGUCUCAGGUAGUGGGAUCCUGACCUCCUGCUAA